AUGUUUCGAGCUCUGCGAUUCACCUCAUCUGCCCCUCUGCGCCAAGUGCGAUGGAACUCUACGGCCACCACACCACCUUUAAUGGCAACAUUGCGGGCUGAUCUUAAGACAGCCAUGCGUGCCAAAGACACUGCACGACUCAAUGUCCUGCGUGCCUUAAUCUCCGAGACCAACAAUGCCGCUAAAACUUCCUCCCCCAUUCAAACCGAUAUACAGCUUCUGUCGUUGAUUCGCAAACGUGCUGCUGCUUCCACUGAUGCUGCUCAACAAUUCGCCACUGCGGAACGUCCCGAUCUGAAAGCCAAGGAGGAUGAACAAGUCACCAUUCUGGAGGAGUAUGCCGGUCAAGUCAAGACAUUGUCAGCGGAGGAAGUGGAGGACAUUGUGUCUCAGCAGAUCGCUACCAUCAAAGAAGCCGGGGGUAAGCUUGACUUUGGCCAGGUAUUGAAGACUCUCUUUGCUCCAGGAGGCGCCCUAGAUGGCAAGCCAGCAGACAGGAAAGAGGUCGCUGCUCUUGUCAAGAAGGCUUUGGCUUGA
Messenger RNA from Penicillium angulare, 537 nucleotides. RefSeq lists its product as uncharacterized. Lineage: Eukaryota; Fungi; Ascomycota; Eurotiomycetes; Eurotiales; Aspergillaceae. The transcript has 2 exons. Bases 1 to 537 code for a protein of 178 amino acids. Gene Ontology annotation, molecular function: carbon-nitrogen ligase activity, with glutamine as amido-N-donor. The record is from RefSeq and is a predicted model, not a curated record. Gene Ontology annotation, cellular component: mitochondrion.